This is a messenger RNA of Solanum verrucosum, 489 nucleotides long. RefSeq names its product protein transport protein Sec61 subunit gamma-1. The record is from RefSeq and is a predicted model, not a curated record. Gene Ontology annotation, molecular function: transmembrane protein transporter activity. Gene Ontology annotation, biological process: post-translational protein targeting to membrane, translocation; protein targeting. Bases 40 to 249 code for a protein of 69 amino acids. The transcript has 3 exons. NCBI's taxonomy places the organism in Eukaryota, Viridiplantae, Streptophyta, Magnoliopsida, Solanales, Solanaceae. Gene Ontology annotation, cellular component: Ssh1 translocon complex; membrane.
UCUCUGGAACCAAAUUUGGAACUUUUUGUCUGAACAAAAAUGGAUGCUCUCGACUCUGUUUUCGAUCCCCUUAGAGAUUUCGCCAAAGACAGCGUUAGGCUUGUAAAGAGGUGCCACAAGCCAGAUCGUAAAGAAUUCACCAAAGUUGCUACUCGUACUGCAAUCGGCUUCGUUGUGAUGGGAUUUGUAGGAUUUUUCGUCAAAUUGAUCUUCAUUCCUAUCAACAACAUCAUCGUUGGUGCUUCUUAAUCGGCCGCGUGAAGGAGAAACUAAAUGGAGAUAUAGAAGGAAGUAAUGACGACAGUCCUCACAAUUUAGUUUAAAUUUGUAACCUCUGGCUGUUGGAUAUUUCUGACAUGUUAUUCAGUACCCUCUUAUUGGUCUGAGUUAAUACUGUAGCAUUCAAAUUGCCUUUAUCACCUCCCUGCACCCUCAUAUUGGAAUUUUGUACACUUGUUUCCAGAUCAAAGUAUUUAUCUCGUAGUUUUA